UGAAGUGAUCUUUUGCUUUGCUAUCUCACAACGCAUAUAAUCGACUGACCUGUCACUUUCAGUUGCAACAGGAGAAAGGGUCAAGUGUGGCUAGGCCGUGACGUCAUAAAUUCCGCCCACUGUGAUUGGUUUGAGCAGAGUAAGGGGGCGUGGCUAAGACGAUCCCUACCGUGGUCAGCCACUCAAACCUUUCGUCUUCAGUUGCUGUGGAGGAGUGUAGUGGAGAGGUUGAGUCGACUCGUGCUCUUCUCAAACACGUGACUUGGAACGUUGACAACCUCUCGAGGAUAAGUUCAUCAGUGCAAAAGUGUGUCCGGGGAUUUGAGUGCGCGAGCAACUUGUCCGGGAAGUGUGUUUAGGCGAGGAGACUCCACCAUGACGGACCUUGGCCUGAGCGAGGUGACGGAAUGGUACCGCAACAAGACCGUUUUCAUCACCGGAGGGACGGGCUUCAUGGGGAAGGUCCUCGUCGAGAAACUGCUUAGGUCGUGCCCCGUCAGGAGGAUUUAUCUCCUCAUGCGGCCCAAGCGAGGGGUGGACGUCAACCAGCGCCUCGACGACAUGUUCAACUACAAGGGCAACGAAUCAACUCACGGCACGAACGGGGCCCGGUUUAACAGGACCACGUUAUUCGACAAAAUCAAGGAGUCGCAGCCAGAGGUUUUGCAGAAGGUGUUCGCGGUGAAGGGUGACAUAACGAUGGAGGGCCUCGGCCUGAGUGACGAGGACGAGGCGCGUUUGGCCGACGAGGUGAACGUCCUCUUCCACGCCGCCGCCACCAUUAACUUCACCGAACCCAUGCGAGUAGCCGUCAACAUGAACAUGCUGGGCACCAAGAGAGUCGUCAGUCUCGCACGCAAGAUGAGGAACCUGCAGGCCCUGGUGCACGUGUCGACAGCCUACGGGAACUGCCACUUGCCCGAGGUGUACGAGGAACUGUACCCCGCCCCUAUCGACCCCGGGCGCCUCAUCCAGCUGACGGAGUGGCUGGAUGACAAGCUUCUGGAGGACAUCACGCCCCGCCUGGUGGAGCCUCGACCCAACACCUACACCUUUACCAAAGCCCUCGCCGAACACCUGCUUGUCAACGACGGGGAGGGAUUGCCCAUCACUAUCAUCCGUCCUUCGAUCGUGUGUGGCUCGUGGAGAGAACCCAUCCCCGGCUGGGUGGACAACCUCUUCGCGUUCACAGGGCUUCUGGUGGGCAUGGGGAAAGGCGUCCUGCGUUCGCUCUACGUCAGCAACGGCAUCAAGCUCGACUUCAUCCCCGUCGACGUCCCGAUCAACCUCAUGAUCGUGUCGGCUUGGAACACGGCCGUCGGCAGAUACAAGCCAGAAAGCGUCCCCAUCUACUGCUGCUCAACCGGAACCGACCAGCCCCUGACGAUCGAGGAGCUGGCAGAACACCUGAAGAAGUCGGUGCGCAAAUACCCCUUCAACUACCCUCUGUGGUAUCCGGACGGCUCAGCCAAGAACAUCAAAUUCCUGCAUCAGCUCCACGUUUACGCGGUGAACAUCAUCCCAGCCUACAUCGCCGACACCAUCAUGAGAAUCUUGGGGAGAAAGCCCAUCGCCGUGAAGCUGUGCAACAAGAUGGUCAAGGCCGUGAGCGCCCUGGAGUACUUCAUGCUGCGCGACUGGACCUUCCACACCUCGAAGACCAACGCCCUGUGGCGGUCCCUCAGCCCCGCCGACCAGGACAUCUACCACUUCAGCGUCAAGGACCUCGACUGGGACACGUACAUCCAGACGUACCAGAAGGGCUGCAAACAGUACAUCAUGAAGGAGGAGCUCUCGACCAUCCCCUUCGCCAAGAAGGUGAUGACGCGGAUGCACGUCCUACACCGCAUCGUCCAGCUGUGCCUCAUGUACGGCGUGUGGUGCCUGCUGUCCACCGACACCGCCUCCGCCUUCUACUCCGCCUGCUUCAACGGCGCCUCCCAGCUGCUGUCCCUCACCCCGGCCUUCGUCGCGGCGGAGGAGGCGGCGGCGACCGGGUCGUAGGGCCUCGCGCAGAUGCCCCAGCUUCCACAACCCAUCAGCCAGUGCCCAGAGGCCCAGUCCAGCCACCACACGCGCAUCCAAGGCCUGCCAGCUGGUGUUGAGGUCGCGGUGAAGUCAUCCAGGAGGUCACUCUCGCUGAGACGCCUCACUGACACUAGCAUCUACCUCGUGAGCUCUGGAGGAGGCGCAGGGGAGGACCUCACCUCAUGCGCCCCAAUCAGUAGGGCAUUUUGCUUGCUACCUUAGUUGGUUCUUCUUAGCGAGUGAUCAGCGAGUGUCUGUAGAUUCAUCCCCAAGAAUUUUACAGGAUUUUUUGAAAGAAAAGGAUACGAUGUGCUCAUUUUACUACUUAUGGGAUUUUUUUUUUACCAGUAUCGGACUUUACCGUAUCGAGUCUCCUUUUGUUUUUGUCUCAAAAAGGGUUGUAUUUGUUUCAUAAUUUUGUCUCUAUUGUCUUUUUGGGCACUAACUUUUCCCCGCGAGUUGCACUAGGUCGCUCAACAUCACGUGAACAAGUGCUCAAGUACCCGACUUUUAAGGUAACCCAAGGUAUUACCUGUAUAAUACCACGUUGUAAAUAGUGUUUUUUCUUUCUUUUUUAUUUUUUAGUGGAAGAUAUUCUGCCCCAAAGACUUAAUGAAUCGCAUGCCAUUUUAUCGAUGGACAUACAAUGAAAGACUUUUUAUCACAAAGUAUUUUUUUUAACGUUUGCACACUUCUUUGUUAUAUCACGCUGUUAUGUUUGUUUUUUUUUGUCAUGAUGGCGGUUACUUGAAAAUAAUAUUUAUAGGCUUAGAGUAUCUUAUUCUAUUGUGACAGUAUAGUGUAAUAUGUAACCUGCUGCUGACAUAAAUUGCCUUCAAAGUUUUGUACAUUCGUGUUCUCCAUAUUUUUUUUUGUCUUUACGUCAGUGUAGUAUAUUGACCAUAUAGUUAUUAGGAAUCACUGCUUAACCUGGAUUGAAAAGGACACAGUGUGACCCCUCAGACAUUAGGCUGAAAUUUUGAAGGCUGAAAUGUUCAAUGUCAAGAAGAAGGACUAAUAUUUGGUUCAAAUUUUGAGGGCUAUAAUAUUUAGCAUGGAGAGAAUGAUAUUAAUGUUAACUUAAAUGUAGCUGGUUUCUCAUCCCGAUAUAUUCAUGUCUCUUGCACUUAUAAAGGGGUUCAUCUAGAAGAUAUACUGAAAGUGGACCUACGUAUAAAGGUUUGUUUAUUGUUUCUUAAUAUAUAUUUUUAUGAUGUACAUAGUCCUCUGUAUUUCCAAACUUUGGCAUGCUUUGAAAACACACGAUUAUUCAUUGGCUUGUUGAAGAUUUAGGCAUUCUUUGUAUACAGUUUAGAUAGAAAAUAUGAAGGGUAUUUAACCUGUAAUAUCUACUUUUCAAGCGAGAAUCUCUCUCUCUCUCUCUCUCUCUCUCUCUCUCUCUCUCUCUCUCUCUCUCUCUCUCUCUCUCUCUUCUCUCUCUCUCUCUCUCCUCUCUCUCUCUCUCUCAACUUGGAAAUUACAUAUUACACGUACUCUCUUAUGAUAUUUACCGUCGGUGUUUUAACUAUACAUUACGCACGAGGAAAAUGGCAGUGUUAUUGUACUGUCGUGUGUGUAUGAUAGGGUCGACACUCAGGUCUCACCUCUCCAUUAUGUUAUAUAUCCAGGCUCUAGCAGCUCGCUCUCUACCCCUUCUUGAUUUCGAAGGAUUUUUCUCCCUUUUCGUUUUUUUGUGUUUUUUUUUUAAUUCCAGUAUUCAGACUCAUAAGUGACUUCCCAUGUAUUGUCCAUCUCUACUAUUUAGGUUCACUUUAUCGUUAAUUAUGUAUAUUUUUUUCUCUCUCUGUCUGUUCAAAGGGGGGUGAACUUGUACCUUCACUCUGGCGAGUCAGAUGGUUGUAAACAGUAUUUUUGAAUUUACUGGUGUAUUUUUAAAACGAAGAACCACAGAAAGCAGGAUUUAUAAAAAGCCUCAGUAUUCAGUUCAGUCAUUUCGCCCUGGAGAAAUUAACUAAAUAUUAUCGAUAAUGAGGACGUGCCCAUUUAAGAAGACUUACUGAUGACUUCAUUAGCUGUCAACUCUUUUUUUAAUAAGCCGUCAAAAGUGCAUUUUCUCGGUUAUCCAGGAGCGAGAGAGCAUCAUAGGCAGUCGAUGAAAUACUGGACUGCACAAUGUACACAAUCGGUCGCUGUACAUAUGAGUUUAUUCCUGUGUACUUCAGGUUGUUUGGAAAUCGUCCUCAAGAAUGUCUAAUACACCAGGUUUAUUGACUUUUUUUAUAUUUAGACAGCACCUGUUGAGGCUACGAGGUGCUGUUCGUUGUACAUAGUUUAGAUGAUACUCGUGUAUUCCCAUUUUACAUAUUAUUUUGUACUGUACUAAUUAAUUCCUCUAUUAUAAGGGUAAUUAAUAUUUGUUUCGUUUUUUCAUUUUGUUUCUAUAAUUUAGUAUUUUCUUUUUAGUUUUUAAUUUCAUUUUCAUCAUCUCGUUAUUUUCGUUUUUCAUUAAUUUUUUCACCCGUUUUUAUUUUAUUAUAUUAUUUAUUAUUAUUAUUUUUUUAUGAUAAACAUCACUUAGAAAUCAUCAUGAGUGUACAUGAUACAUAUCAACCAAAUCCACUCAAUUAAGAGGAUAUAUUUAUAUAUCUAUACCAUUUUACUCUACCAAUUUUAAUGUACUAAUGAAUUAAAAUUUUAUUACCGUGUUUUAUAAUAAAUUCAUCCCUUAAGGUCUGUAUAGUUUACACAUUUUUUUCAAUGAAUUUUUAUGUAAUAUUUGUGACAUCCGAAAUCCACGUGUCUUUAGAAUGUGACAUUGUACUUGUAUAUUGUAGCUCUGAUUUUCAUUAAAAAAAUAACAAUAUA
Messenger RNA from Penaeus monodon (black tiger shrimp), 4854 nucleotides. Its product is annotated as putative fatty acyl-CoA reductase CG5065. Gene Ontology annotation, biological process: long-chain fatty-acyl-CoA metabolic process. The record is from RefSeq and is a predicted model, not a curated record. The coding region runs from base 376 to 2004 and encodes 542 amino acids. Gene Ontology annotation, cellular component: peroxisome. The transcript is spliced from 8 exons. NCBI's taxonomy places the organism in Eukaryota, Metazoa, Arthropoda, Malacostraca, Decapoda, Penaeidae. Gene Ontology annotation, molecular function: alcohol-forming very long-chain fatty acyl-CoA reductase (NADP+) activity.